AUAAAAGAGCCAAAGCUGUGCCAAUAUACAGCAGCUGCAGCGUAAGAUCAGCUGCAUUUGUCACGGCUGACCCAAAAAAAACACGUGCGCUGCAAAAAAUCGCUUCCAGACGCCGCAGACACAGCCGACACUGAGGCUGCAAAAAGCAACACACCACAAGACGCCGCCGCAGCGAUCAUAACUUGAAACAGCGCCGCCGCAGCGACGCGAUCACAGCGUGCAAAAAGCGCCACCUCCGCCGCGACAACAGCACUACUCACAAACAUGGCCGAGUUCGACGCCGACGCCUUCGCGGACAGCCUCCCCGGCUGGGACCCUGAAGCGCGCGCCGCCUUCCUCGCGUCGCUCGACGACGACGAGGCGCCCGAGCUCCCAUUGUUAGCGGAGUCCGUCGACGAGAUGGACCCGGCCAUGGUCGAGGCGUUGAUGCAGCUGAGGGACGGCGGCGAGCCUCCCUCGGAGCUCGCCGUCGACGCCAAAAAUAGAGGCAAUGCCCAUUUCAAACGGGCGGCGUCGACCAAGAAUAAACUCUUCUACCGCGAGGCCGCCAAGGAGUACUCCGACGGCCUCGCGCUCUGCGUCGCCGCGCGGAGCGAAGAAAACGAUGAAGAGGACCCGCAGACGCGGCUCACGUUGCACGCGAACCGCGCGGCGUGCUCGCUCGCCUUGAAGAACUACGGCGAGUGCGUCAAGGACUGCAAGGCCGCGUUAGCCAUCGACGAAACCAACGCGAAGGCCGCCUACCGCCUCGCGCGGGCGUUGAUAGGACUGAAGAAGCACAAGCAAGCGCGGGACGCGGCGCAGUGGGGCCUCGCGAGCGCGCCCGACGACAAGGCUUUGACAAAGACCUUGGCGGAGGCGCAGCGCGGCCUCGCCCAGGCCGACGCCUACGCGGCCAAGGUCGCCGCAAAGAACGCGUCAGAAGCCGCGACGCACCGCGCCGUCUUCGACGCCUGCGACGCGCUGAGCGUGCGCCUCGGGCCCGCGCCGCCGGCGACGGGCCGCGCCUACGACGCCUGGCCCUUUCUGGAGGGAGGGGAGCUGCGCGUGCCCGUCGUCUUCGCCUACCCCGAGGUCGACGACGCGCCCCCCGAUUUGCUUGAGGCCUGCGCGCCCUCGGACUUGAUCGCCGACUGGCUCUUGACGUUAUUUCCGGACGACAACGGCCCGGCCUGGGAUACUGCCGGCGCGUACCGCGCGCCCGUAGUUACAUGCUACGCGCGGCUGCGCCAGGUCACGGGCUUUUACCGGGGCGACGCGUACGCCGAGUACCGCGCGCGGCGCGAGAAGGAUGGGGGCAGGUUCGACGGGGAAGACGCGCGCGACGACGCGUACCUCGAGGUGCCCGCGGCGGCGGCGUUUCUGGACGUGCUCUCGCACCCGCACUUUGUCCUGGGCGGGCCGUUAGUCGUGGAAGUGCGAGCGCCGUCGGCGGACCACGACGGCUGGCGCGCGCGGACCAAGGUGCGGGAGAUGUCGCUCGUCGCGGCGUGAGGCGUGUAAUGUCUGUGUUGUUC
Molecule: messenger RNA, 1517 nt
Organism: Pelagomonas calceolata
Lineage: Eukaryota; Pelagophyceae; Pelagomonadales; Pelagomonadaceae
Source: the annotation of a GenBank genome assembly